Messenger RNA from Choloepus didactylus (southern two-toed sloth), 4640 nucleotides. It is a transcript of the gene TENT2, whose product is annotated as terminal nucleotidyltransferase 2. The transcript has 16 exons. The record is from RefSeq and is a predicted model, not a curated record. Gene Ontology annotation, cellular component: cytosol. Lineage: Eukaryota; Metazoa; Chordata; Mammalia; Pilosa; Megalonychidae. Gene Ontology annotation, molecular function: poly(A) RNA polymerase activity. Bases 591 to 2048 code for a protein of 485 amino acids.
CUGCUGACUGUUCCCAUCCGGGUUUACGCGGAUCUUCCGGGUGUCUCUGACAGGGCUUUCUACGCCGCUUUUUCGGCGACUUUUUGGUCUUCCGCUUCUUGCCACUGCCCCCAACCUCCGACACCCUUGCUGACCCUGCUUGUCCCUGUCUCAUUGCUUCCCUGGCAGCCGCUCCCAGGACAGAUCGCGAGCGGAGCCGGUCCUAGCCAUCCCGCGGACCGCUACCUCUUUUGGCGCGGGCGAAAGCUACGAGCGAGCCAACCGGGCCGGGCAGUUGCUGCUUGGGCCUUGGAGCCCCGGGGAGGACUAUGCCGAUGGGCCCUGCCUAGCCGUUCCCCAAGGACACCUGAACAGAAGAGUCCUACGAGUCUCACAACUUCUGGAUGAUCCUCUCAGCUCUUUUUUUAAAACAGCAGUUAUUUCUUUAGAUUGCCUAUAAAGAGAAAUGGUAAAACGCAAGCUGAAUUGACAACUUGUUAACAGAUGUUUGGUGUACAGUUUUGUGAGGAAAGAAAUCACAACUGAUUACUGAGUUUGUGUGUUUAUAUUACAGGUAGAAGAAUAUAUGUGCACUUUUAGUGAUCAAGAGCAUGUUCCCAAACUCCUCAAUUUUGGGUCGCCCACCCUUCACUCCAAACCAUCAACAACAUAAUAACUUCUUUGCCCUGUCACCAACUCUUUAUUCACACCAGCAGCUUAUAGAUGCACAGUUCAACUUUCAGAAUUCAGACUUGUCUAGAACUGUGUCAUUACAGCAGUUGACAUAUGGAAAUGUCAGUCCAAUACAGACCUCAGCUUCCCCAUUAUUCCGAGGAAGGAAGAGAUUAAGCGAUGAAAAAAACCUUCCUCUUGAUGGUAAACGACAACGCUUCCAUUCACCCCACCAAGAGCCAACUGUAGUUAACCAGAUAGUGCCUUUAUCAGGUGAACGAAGAUACUCAAUGCCACCAUUGUUUCAUACACACUAUGUACCAGAUAUAGUCAGAUGUGUUCCACCUUUUCGAGAAAUACCAUUUUUAGAACCUAGAGAAAUCACACUGCCUGAGGCCAAAGAUAAGUUGAGUCAGCAGAUACUGGAAUUAUUUGAAGCGUGUCAGCAGCAAGUAAGUGAUUUAAAGAAGAAAGAACUCUGUCGAACACAAUUGCAGAGAGAAAUUCAGCUGUUAUUUCCACAAAGCAGACUCUUUUUGGUUGGAUCCUCUUUGAAUGGAUUUGGUGCCCGGAGCAGUGAUGGUGAUUUAUGCCUAGUUGUUAAAGAAGAACCAUGUUUUUUUCAGGUGAAUCAGAAGACUGAAGCACGGCAUAUACUCACCUUAGUCCAUAAACACUUCUGUACUAGACUUUCUGGCUACAUUGAGAGACCUCAGCUGAUUCGAGCAAAAGUGCCAAUUGUGAAGUUCAGGGAUAAAGUCAGUUGUGUGGAGUUCGAUUUGAAUGUAAACAAUAUUGUUGGAAUAAGAAACACAUUCCUUCUCAGAACUUAUGCAUACCUUGAAAAUCGAGUUCGUCCAUUAGUACUGGUGAUUAAGAAGUGGGCGAAUCACCAUGAGAUAAAUGAUGCCAGUCGUGGUACUUUAAGCAGCUAUAGUCUUGUAUUGAUGGUUUUGCACUAUUUACAAACCCUACCUGAACCCAUCCUUCCAUCCCUCCAAAAAAUUUACCCAGAAUCUUUUAGUCCUGCUAUCCAGCUGCACCUUGUACAUCAAGCUCCAUGUAAUGUUCCUCCUUACCUCUCAAAGAAUGAAUCAAGUCUUGGGGACCUCUUACUGGGCUUUCUUAAAUAUUAUGCUACAGAGUUUGACUGGAACAGUCAAAUUAUUUCAGUUCGUGAAGCCAAAGCCAUUCCAAGGCCUGAUGGUAUUGAAUGGAGAAAUAAAUACAUCUGUGUAGAAGAACCUUUUGAUGGAACAAAUACAGCCAGAGCUGUGCAUGAAAAGCAGAAGUUUGACAUGAUCAAGGAUCAAUUUUUAAAGUCAUGGCACAGAUUGAAAAACAAAAGAGAUUUGAACAGUAUACUCCCUUUAAGAGCUGCUACCCUGAAAAGAUGACUGGCCUCUAUUAAUAAAUUCUUCUGAGAUAUAAAGAACAAUAGUAAUAUCGUAACGCGUUUUGUUUACCUCUAUCAUGGUUUCUUAAUUGUUCUUGUUUCCAUGUUUUAUUUUUAAAAGGACAUAGUUACAUAAAGAUUGCAUAUUUUAUUAUAACAUUUCCUAAUAAAACUCUUUGAUUUAAAAAUGUAUUUUUGAAAAUGUUUUCUCCAGUAAUUAGUAUUAUUAUGGCAUGAGUUUUCAGGAGCUCAGGUACAGUAUUUUUGGGGAUAUUACCUGAACAAAUAACAAGUUUUCAUAUAACUUCAAUUAAUUAUACCACAUACUAACACUGAAGAGAUUUGUGGAAUUUUGGAAAGGGUUUGAUUCAUACUGCUUAAAGUGUAACCUACAAGUACAUCAGUUUGUUUUCCAAGUCUAUUCUAGUAAAGUGAAGAUUCAAAUCAGUUAUUCAGUUACUUGAAGCAGAAAGAAAUCUUUUAUUUCAGUUCAUAUUUCAGUGAAACACUGCAGAGGUAAGAAAUAACUGGACAAUUGCCUUAAGUCUUCACUUGAUUCACUGGGAUAGACUGAGGCUUUGGGAAUGUCUAUAUUAGUAUUUCAUUAGUACCUCACACUUUUGAUGUAUUCUUGAGAUUGCUUUAAAUUUUGUGUUGAAACAAUAAUACAUUUUGCACUGUAGUAAUAUGAACACUAACUGUGUUGUAGAACAGUUAGUGAAGUAUUUUAAAGAAUCAGUUCAGUGUAGACAUUUUGAAACGAAUUAAGCCCCUGUGCUUUAUAAUUGCUUAUUGCAAUGUGCACUUUUGCUUUACUUUCCGUUUUCCUGCUUUUAUUUUCCCUGUGACAAGUAGCAAGAGAAACUGAAAGAUCAAAGCUAUGAUUAUAUCCUAUUUAUAGUAUCAGUUUUUUUCUGUGUACAAUUAUAGGAUUGUAAUCUAAACUGGAAUUUUUAGGCAGUAAGCCACUACAAAAUGUUUUAAAUAAGAUAAAACAAGAUGAUUAUAAAUAAAAGCUUAAUGUUUGUAAAGAUAUCUUUUUUAGUAUUUCUUUUCCAUGAGAGAAGUAGUGGUAGCUGCUAAAACAAGCUACAAUGUUUAUUAAGGUGGUUUUUGAUUUAUGUAAAUAUUUGUAAAUUGGUCAGUGCCUGUAAAUUUAAAUAUAAAAAAAAGUCUUGAAAAGAGUUUUAACUUUUUCAAAAGGAUUGUGUACAACUUCUUUUGGACCUGCUGAAGCACGGUUUGAACCUCUAAUGGAUUUUUUUUUUGCAAACCAAUUCAAAUGCUAAAACAUUUGCUUUUCUUUCACUUGUAAAAGGUGCAUAUUUUCAUUUUCUUCAAGUUUAAAUUUUUGUAUGAUGUUAAAUGGAAUAAAGUUUGUACAUGGAAAUUGUUGAGGUGUUUUUUUCUGUGAAAGUCUUUCCUUUUGAGAUGAGACUGAGGCUCUAGUUAUCUUCUAAAACUGAACUGAAUCUAAUUAUAAUGUUGAUUAUUUAGAUUACACAGAGAAUCUUGGAAUCACAUUCAUUCUUGGUAAAGCCAUGUGUUCACAUUAACACCCAAUUUAUCUGGUAUUUUAGAAAUGAAGCUUUUCACAGGUGAAUUUUUUAGAUUACUGAUGCUUAGCACUUCUGAAGCAUUUAGGUUUUUUACACUCUUUUUCUUGGAACUUUUCCUAAAAAAUGUAUUCUACACCAUGCAAGCCUUCUUUAUUAGAAUGUAUUGAGUAUAAUUAAUAUUCUAGUGACACACCGGCUGUUUUAGUUUCCUAGCUGCUAAAACAAAUACCAUUUAAUGGGUUGGCUUAAUAACAGAAAUUUAUUUGGCCCACGGUUUCAGAGACUAGAAGCCUGCUUCCUCCCAGGUUUGGUAUUCUGACUGGCCGGCACUCUUUGGGGUUCCUUGGCUUUUCUGUCACAUGGCAAUGCACAUGGAGGCUGCUUCUCCUUUGUCUUCUGGGUACUGUUAAAUUCCAGCUUCUGGAUGCUCCCCGUGGUUUCUCCUUGCACAAUUCGUUUUGCUUAAAAGGAUUUCAGCCAUGCUGGAUUAAGGCCCAUCCUCAUUCAGUUUGGGCACACCUUUACUAAUAACAUCUUAAAAUGGGUGCGCACCCACAGGAUCAGGGGUUGGGAACAUGCCUUUUGUGGGGGACAUGAUUCAAUCCCUGACCCUGGGUAAUCAUUGUAAACAAUGAACACUAGUCAUAGUACUGUAUAGUAAUACUGUAAUAUUACCAUAAUAUCUCAGGGAUGGAUAAGUGUAUAGGACAUGCUACCUCUUUCGUAUUAUGACAUUUCCUAAUAAAGUCCCAGAAAUUACCAAACUGUGUGUGGACUCCUUCACUGCUACUGUUCUUUCUCAACUUCUAGUGACUCCACCUUUACUGCUACUUCCUUUUGGCUGUUUUGCUAUAACAAAUAGAUCAAGAAGCUAAUAAACUACCCUCAAUUCUAAAUCAGACUGAAGCCUAAGAUUUUGAGCCUUGUGAUAGGCCAAAUAUGUCAGAUAUGGGAGAAUUUUUUCAAUUUUUAAGUUAUUUUUGAUGUGAAUUAUUUAACUGUGUGGUGAUUAAUAAAUUAUUUUCUGUUUGUGC